UGUCUAUUAUUAUCACAGACCACUCCGCAAACUUCCUUUCCCAUGCCAACGUCACGUCACAGUCUUGCGCGUCAAGCCUUGGCUUUCAGGCUGAAGAACGGAGAACGGAGAACAGAGUAUCGUUGGAUGAAUUUCCGGUCAAUCCUGAUCCUAAACCAUGUCAGAUAUUCGAUCUUGUCUGUCAUGUGGUGGCCUCGUUGUCAGCAUAACCCUCGUGGGUUGUAAUGUGAUAUUGUCACUUCUCCGCCCCUUCACGGCCCGUAGCUCUGGAUCUAAGAGAUUUGAUUACAUACAACCUUUUUCACCUGGUGAAUCGGCUCUGCUCUUACAUCGACCCGCAACUUGGCUCUCCCAGCUGCUCCCCUGCCGUGUCAAUACUCUGGGGUGGCUUAUCCAAGAGUAAAUUAACUCUACUUGUGGAUGUCGAUGUAUGUGGGUUCGAAUAUCCGCAUUGCCGGUUUCUGAAGAGUUGGACUUUGACGU
This is a messenger RNA of Fusarium redolens, 483 nucleotides long. RefSeq lists its product as uncharacterized. The record is from RefSeq and is a predicted model, not a curated record. The transcript has 3 exons. Lineage: Eukaryota; Fungi; Ascomycota; Sordariomycetes; Hypocreales; Nectriaceae. The coding region runs from base 158 to 403 and encodes 81 amino acids.